AUGGCUGGCAUUUCAGAAGCCAAUAUAUCCACCGCAGACGUUCCUUCAACCGCUGCAUCAGAGCAGGAGGUGCUUGUCCAAUACGUCGUCCUUAGGAGCGAUCUGUGGAAAAGUUUGGAGUGGCCACUGGGCAGCAUUGUGGCGCAGGCCUGCCAUGCAGCCACAGCCGCGCUGUGGCUGAGUCGCAAUGAAGAGAACAGUCUGGCCUACUGCGCAGACAGCAACCUUGACCACAUGCACAAGGUGGUUCUGGAGGUCAAAGGGGAGGCGCAGCUGACUAAUCUAGCAGCAAAGCUGCAGGAAGCAGGCGUGCCCCACAAGCUGUGGAUUGAGCAGCCAGAGAAUUUCCCCACCUGCCUGGCCACGGCGCCUGCCCCAAAGAGCGCUGUGCAGCAGCACUUCAAGAAGCUCAAGCUGUGCAAGGGGUCGUAG
Messenger RNA from Coccomyxa subellipsoidea C-169, 432 nucleotides. Its product is annotated as peptidyl-tRNA hydrolase II. The record is from RefSeq and is a predicted model, not a curated record. Gene Ontology annotation, molecular function: peptidyl-tRNA hydrolase activity. The transcript has 3 exons. Bases 1 to 432 code for a protein of 143 amino acids. Lineage: Eukaryota; Viridiplantae; Chlorophyta; Trebouxiophyceae; Coccomyxaceae.